GAACCCGCACAAGCAGUACAUCACGUGAGAUUCCUCGAUCCAUCCUGGCAAAACAACUAUCGACACCACCGCCGUCGUGGUCAUCUUGGUCCGACCCAACGACACGGCCUUUUCUUGAUCGGUCAUUCCAUCGUGCUUCCCAAAUCAGGCCCGUCUUCCUGGAUCGCACCUGAAUCGAACUCAAGCCACUCGAACGCCUCGUCCCAGCAGCCGCAUCGGCGCAAUCGGGCACGGUACCCUCUGUGUCACAAUACACGACAACACAUCCCACAAUGAAUCAAUCAGGCAUGAGCAGACCAAACCAUCCCCAUCACCAUCCGGCCAUGGGCUCACAGAGGAGUCUACCUUCACUCGCUCCAAGCGAUGAGACCGGUCCGUCGAGAACAAUCUCUCCCUCGAUGGUCAAUGGCGUCUUGCAGCCGGCACUUCCUCGCACUGCACCUACACCCAUUGCGACCAAUAGUCAUACAAUGGGGAACCAACAUACCAACCCAUUGCAGUCUCGCUACCCAUCUCUCAAUUCGCGGAUGCACAAUCCUGCAUCGCCGACGGUUGGAUCACCGACCAUAGCAUCGCCCGCUGGACCUCGUCCGGCGUGGCCCUCGACCCCGUCGUCUGUCCAAACACCACAGAAGUUUCAGAUCCGAGUCUCUCGGAUCGCUUCCGAAGCCUUGGUGGCCAAAAUCAGGCAGUUCCGGGCCGAGCUAGAGCAAGUGCAUCAGUGCAGUCCAACGGAAUCAGGACGUUUGACUCUUCUCGAAGAUAGCGUCAACAAGGGGGACUGGUUCUAUCAAACCCUCCAUCAGGUCUUCUGUCUACGGUCUCUUGAUCCAUCGUCGCUUCCUCGAUCUGUCCGAGGGAUCGAUCCUACCGGCAUACUUCAUCUCGAACGGAUGCUUUGCCCGAAUCAAGGCCUGGCGCCAGCAUUCGUCAAAUUUUGCGCCGAAUUUCCUGAACCGCUCAUGGAUCUCUAUUCAGAUCCGGACCGGAAAGUACGAGAGGUCUACGAGAUCCGCCUGGCCCGUGUCCAGACGUUUAUCGGCACUCUGGCCUCGCGAUGGGAUUCCUUCGUCAACAGACAUAUCACCGAAUGUAGUCCACCUCUGGUACAAGAAAUGGUAGAGGAGCUCAAUCUCAACACGAGCCCUGUCCUGCACAGGGUUUUAUUCACCGCCAUUGCGCGCAUGUUCUGGGGGGUCAGCGACUGCCCUGCAUUGGCUGUGCUCUCAAGUCUCCAUGAGCUCGACAGUACCAGUCAUAGUGGAGGCCAUGUUCGAACCGAGACGGAGAAGAUUACGGCAAAGAAUCACUUUCGCAGGGUCUAUGACGACUGGAAGACACGUGCGCUGGCAGAUCCACGAACAAAACAUGCUCCAUAUGAGGCGCCGCCAGAAGUCUUUCACUUCUUUCGCUCCACAGUACCGGCUGCUGCGCUGGCAUCUCCACGUGUGAUGCAACCUCAACAGCCUGCGCCCACACAAAGUAGCACGUCCGGAUUGCAACAAGCGCCGCCCUCACUUCGCGUGCUGACUGGUCGCCAUAACCAUCUCGCGAACAUGUCCACUCCCUCGAGUCCUUCCUCGCCAUCCAGAGCCGCCCUGCUUAGCCAGGUUCGCACACCUGUCGCACAAAGCAGACCCCAGGCGAGCACCAACCCACCCAUAGUCCCAUCGAUAAUCCCAUCGAUGAUGCAGCAUGUUCGUCAGUACACGCCGCUGCACACGCCGCAACAACGACAAGCGCAAGCAGCACAAAUACGACCUCAGCUGAGAAAGUUGUUUCCGCCCGAAGGAGCCGGGCCAUCUUCGCAACCUACACAGCCAGAUGUCGUACGCUCCGGAUUGCAUCAAGCUCAUCUUCGCAGUCCAGUAUUGGUCCCAACUCGGCUCGGUGGUGAUGCGGAUACCAUUCAGGACAAGUCACUUCCGGGACCGUUGCGCCUGUACCUUCAUGUCGUCGGCUACGGGCUCCCGCCGACAGGGCUAGCAUCACGACCGAUGCAGACCCUAUCUUUUCGAGUGUCCCCAAUAGCCAUUGCCCGUCUACCGAAACGUGACCCAUCGACACCGACUUCCAUCUCGAUCACGACCGACACCAGCUUGUACCGUCUGCGAUGCUGUUCCUAUCCCGAAGGCGGCUUUGCCAGCGAGAAUGCCUGGAUCACAGCGGAUACCGUCUGGCCACCGGAGAUCACAUCGAUCGAGUUCAACGGGGAGAUGCUCGAAACGCGCAAGAAGCUCCACCACGGGAAAUACCUGCCCGUCAACGUCACCGACCUCCUCAGAGAAGGCACCAACGUCCUGACCAUCGGCAUGGACACCAACAGCAAGCGACCCGCCACCGCCAAGAGAUACACCAUCGCCCUCGAAGUCCUCGGCGCGCAGACCCACCAAUCCAUCCUGGAAAACCUCCUCCGCCCCACCCUCCCCGAAUCCCGCGACGCAAUCCUGUCCCGCGCCACCCCCUCGAAGGGCGACAAGGACGAAGAUGUCGAGAUGACCGACGACCUCACCAUCACCUCCACCUCCCAGACCAUCUCCCUGCUCGACCCCUACACCGCCUCCCGCCCCGUCGCCCUGCCCGUGCGCGGGAAGGCCUGCCUCCACCGCGACCCCUUCGACCUGGACACCUUCCUCGGCCAACUCGCGCCCGCGCAGAACCUGCGCCUCCACGGCCCCGCCCCGCCGCCCGGCUUCGUCGAGGGCAGCAGCGUCACCCACCCGGACGCCUGGCGCUGCCCGCGCUGCCGCGGCGACGUCCGCCCGCAGACCCUCGUCGUGGACGCCUUCCUCCUCGACGUCCUGGCGCGACUGAAGACGGAGGGGAAACUCGGCGGCGGCGGCGGCGGCGGCGGCGUGAGAGCCAUCGUCGUGAGCCCCGAUGGGUCCUGGGCCGUCAAGGACGAACUCGCUGGCGGUGGCGGGGGGGACAGGGCCGGCGCGAACGCUGGUGGUGGUGGUGGUGGUUUCGGGGCCAACCCGAAGAAGAAGGUCAUCGAGGUCAUCGAAUUGGAUUGAAUGAUGAGAAUAGGACGGAAGGAGAAUGGAGGGGAGGAGAGUUUUGAUGGAAAUUUGCUUAUGGGACGCUUCCCCCCCCCCCCCCCCCCCCCCCCCCCCCCCCCCUCUCUCUCUCUCUCUUCUGUGGGAAGAUCAAAAGGUCUCCUUUCUUUUUCCCCACGAUCCAGCUUUUUUCGGUCUGUAGAUUCCCCCUGUUUCUUUUCCUUUUUCCUGCACGACGAGUCUUUGUUUUCGAUCAUUCGAUCGAUCACGAGUGGGAGGAACAAUUCCUUUUUCGU
Molecule: messenger RNA, 3295 nt
Organism: Dissoconium aciculare CBS 342.82
Lineage: Eukaryota; Fungi; Ascomycota; Dothideomycetes; Mycosphaerellales; Dissoconiaceae
Exons: 1
Coding region: 273-3017 (914 amino acids)
Biological process (GO): protein sumoylation
Molecular function (GO): SUMO ligase activity
Source: RefSeq, a predicted model, not a curated record